UGUGAACAGCUUGGUAAGCUUUAAAGUAAGCUGAAGAUAACAGCUAAAUGUUGGCUGGCAACCUUUGGCCCAGUCAAAGUCCAGACCUAAAACUAGAUGAGAAUCAUUUUCAGGGCUUGAUAGUUGACGUUUACAUAAACUUUCUAUCCAAUCUAGAUGAGCUUGAACUGCUUUGACCAACUCUUCUUUCAUUCAGUCAGGAUUGGAGGAUUUGUCAGCAUGAAAGCUGGAUAUCAAUCCAAACUUUGACUAGGCCACCCCAACACCUUGUGGUUUGUAUCAUUAUCAUGAUACAGAGCCAAUUUGCGAUUGAAUUUAAGACAAGAGUUUUUAACACUUUGCUGACUGAUAGAUGUCAGACAUUUUAGUUGACAUGAACAGGUGAUAUUUAACAUUUCAGCAUAAACUGGACUCAAAGACUCCUCUGACAAAAAUAUGCAUAAAUAUAAGAAAAAUACUUUUGUUACAAACUUCUACUUUUGUAGUAAAGUUAAUAGUAAAGUGAAAUCACCCUAACGAUGGGAGACCCUCAAAUGAUAACUACUUAGCCCAGAGCUAAAUAUCUAGUUUGAAGAUGAACAUUUAGCUUAUUUGGAGUUGCUUUUGAAACAUAAUCAAAGAAAAAUUAACAGUGGCAUUUGACAAAAUGUAAUGUUUCAAUUGUUUGUGUGUUCUAUGACUUUGUGUUUCUGUUGGGGUUUUUUUUUAUUACGAUGUAAAGCACUUUGAAAUGCCUCGUUCCUUAAAUGUGUUAUACAAAUUUGAUUUGAUUUGAUUAGAUUUGAUCUGUGCACAGUUUGUGGUUGAGUCAAAUCCACACAGUGAGGACAACAUGCAAACAUGGUGGCAAAUCGGAAAGCUCUGAUCCUUUUCCAUAAGAGGAUGUAAAAGAAUCUGCUUUGCAUUGACACAGGAUCACCACAAGGGGGCAUUACAGGGUAAAUGAAAGGUUGGGCUGAGAAUCCUAAAUUUAUCAAAUUACUGCACUUUGACUUGAGUAGCUUACAUUAGUUUUGUACUCUUUCCACUUAUCUUGUAGCAUCUGCAGUAACUUUUCAUCUUCGAUAUCCUGGUCUUUUUUUUUUUUACAGAUUUGUUAUUGUUCUCUCCGUUAUCAAGUUUUGAUUUCGCUUGAAUUAAAAAGUCACCGUCACGCGGUGUUUCCUGGUUUUUAUUCCAAAGUCUGUAAAUGAUGAACGAUUUCCUUCUUUGUCUUAUUUAGUCCACUUCACCAGUUUCAUUUUCCAACAUGGCUCCAUUGAGAACUCCCAGCACUGGUCAUCACAGAGCGGCACACACAUGGGAAACCUCCAACAGGUUGAAAGGUCAACACAGGGAGAUAUAAGCUUAGAGUCCAUUAGUGGAUUAUAACCAUAAACACUCGGCGGUUCCUGCAUCUCCCUUGGAUUAAAGAGAGAGAGAAACACAGAGAGGCAGGCAGGCUGCAUGACAGGGACUGGAAUCUGAAGCAAGCUCAACGGCAGAGACGUGGAACGCUGAAGGAGCUGCGAUCCACCCGAACUCGGAGAUCUGAGGUGAUCUUCCUCACCUGGAAGCUGCGGACGUUCCUCGUUUGAUCCAAAAAGCAGGAAACAUGGACGUGGACAUGGAGGGGAUUAUCCAGUGCAUCAAGCAGGGGGAUGAGAACGGAGUUCAGAUGCAGCUGCAGCAGUUCAACAAAGAGUACUCCCAGUGCUUCUUCUUUGAUGCAGACGAGAGGGAGAGAAAGAGGCAAAGAAAACUAGAAGAGUUCAGGAAGAAUAAAGUGAGGGACUUUGCUGAUUCUGACUCCGACAUUGACGACUUUGGGCAGGAAGAUCGAGGCCUCAUCCUCAGACAGAAUUUAGCCGUCGUCAUUGUGAGGUUCAUGAGGGCAGGAGUGAAGCGCAGUCUGCUGAGAGUCUCUCUGCACUCACUAAGGAUCCUGACCAGGGACAAAAAGAUCCUGGGCCAUCUGGUGACUGACAGCACUCUGCUGACUUUGGCCAAGUUGGCCGGCCUGACCACGAACGACGCCACCGAGGAAGGCAACGACCCCGACUCUGAUUUCUACGACAACAUCAUCGCCUCCCUCGCCGAGGCCAAACUGCUGCAGGGGUGCGCUGAAGAGGACGGCGGCGAGGGCGAGGCCCCGGACCCCUCUGAGGAGUUUCCUGCGGUGGACGACGACUCCAGGAGCGUCACCAGCGGCGGCGACCUGGACAGCAACAGCUGGUUCGGCAGCCACAGGACCAGCAUCAAUGAAAUGCACAGAGGGAGCAUCCAUCAGAAGGCGCUGGAGCGGGGAAGGAGAGACCGCAGAGAGAGCAAGAUGGAGGGGGAAGGAGAUGUGGUGGAGGAGGAGGAGGAGCGCGGGGAGGAGGCGCUGAGGAAAGAGGCCAUGAAGGUUCUGUGCAAUGUGGUGUACAACAGCACCUGGGCUCAGGAGAGGUUCAGCGCGCUCAGGCUUCUGAGCGGCCUCAUUGAGUGUCUUUCCUCCAGUGUAAGCUGGUCGUCUCCCUCCAGUGUCCAGUUUUACGAGCUUCGCCUCAUGUUCCUCAUCACCGCCCUGAGACCCGAACUCAGCACUCAGCUCAAACAGGAGGGAGGCGUUCCCAUCCUCACAGCAGCCCUGGAGAGCUGCCUGGAGGUCCAGUGGAAGGAGCAGUACGAGUGUGUGCUGGAGCCCGCAGCACCACUCAUCUCUCUGGAGGCCUCGCAGCGCAUCGUGGAGAUCCUCAAAAUCCUCUUCAACAUCACCUACAGCACCCACAAGCAGGAGCCAAGCGAGGACGACGCAGCUCUUUACCGACACCUAGUGGCCAUUCUGCGUCUCUGCUUGAUGAGGAAGUGUUUGCUGCCUGAGGACACCGACGAGCUGCAGGGUCACACGGUGAACCUGCUGACGGCGCUUCCUCUGCAGUGUCUCAAUGUGCUGCUCACGAUGCCUCUGGAGCCCGAAUCCAAGCAGAGUCUGGGGGUCAACAUGGACUGCGUCCACACGCUGCUGACCUUCAUGGAGAGGCGCCUGGAGGCGGGAGAUCGAGUCAAAGAGAAGCUGACGCCGAUCCUCAACCUGCUGACGGAGAGCUGCAGGGCGCACAGAGAAACGCGCCUGUACAUCAGGAAACAUAUCCUUCCUCCUCUGAGGGAUGUGUCACACAGACCGGAGGAAGGAGACACUGUAAAGAGUCGCCUGGUUCGUCUCAUGACUCACCUGGACACCGACCUGAAACACUGCGCCGCCGACCUCCUGUUUGUCCUCUGCAAGGAGAACGUGCGGCGUUUUGUGAAGUACACCGGCUACGGUAACGCGGCGGGUCUGCUGGCCACCAGGGGGCUGCUGGGCGGCCAGAGAGCCGUCUCCGACGCCCAGUACUCCAGCGACUCGGACUCGGACACCGAGGAGUACCGGCAGAUGAAGGACCGCAUCAACCCGGUGACGGGGCGGGUGGAGGCGGAGCAGUCGAACCCGAUGGAGGGCAUGACGGAGGAGGAGAAGGAGGAGGAAGCCAAGAGGCUGAUCAUGCUCUUCAACAAGCUGUCCAAAGAAAACAUCAUCCAGCCAAUGGGAGUGGAUGGAGAGGGGAAGCUGGUCCCCAUGACGGGUCUGGAGGAAGCAAAGUCCGAGUCGGAAGACGAGGCAGAAUCAGACAAAGACAACUGAAACAUGACAACCUCAUUAAUCCACUUUAUUGAUUUGGUUUUGUAAACAUUUCAUUACUUCAGUUUGGUUGGUGCAGCAAUGGGAUGCUCUGACUGGAACAGCAAAGAGGACAAAAGAUAAAAUUGUUUGUCAGUGACAGACAGAUAAAAAGGAUUUAAAAAACCAAGAUGUACAGCAGCUUUCACAUUGGUCUGACUCCAGAUUUCACUUAUUUGUGUUGUAGUUCUUGAGACGAAAUCAGUUUCGUUAUGAUUAUGACAUCAGUGGUUUGAUUGCAGUUUGUUCUCUGUGUAUUAAAAAGAUGGCCCUUUCUAAAGUUAUCCAGUAUUUCUUGAUCAGCCAAGAUUACAAACAUGAGAUGGAGUUAACAGGUUGCAGCAAUUAUUUCAUGCAACAGGAUAUCAUGGAGCACAGAUGCAUAUAAAACUGAAGCAGGUUUUGUAAACGCAUUGAGACAAAUUCACAUUUUUUGCAGCAGCAGCACAAUCCCACAUUGAAAUAAACAAUCUUGAAAUGCGCCACUAUUGCCUGUUGAUGCAUAUUCAGCACACAGCAAGGCUAAUAUUAGAAAUGUGCCGCCCCCUAGUGGCCUAAAUUAGUUAACUUGCCCACUAAAUUCAAAUGGACUGUAAUGAAGCAUUUUCUAAUCCGUUCUUCUAGGUUGAAAAGACAAUUUCUGAAUGUUUUAUUAGUGAUUCAUGACAUUAUGUUUCCCUCAUGCUAAAUUAUCAUAUGGCAGUUCAAAAUGGGAAAAACAGGAGAACAUGGCAUUUAAUAAAUGCAAAUGUGAAUCAGGAAAUGGCCACAAGAGAAGGGAAAACAGUUAAUCCAUACUUAAAAAAAUAAAACAGGAACAAAUGGGUCCAGAUGAAGAUUAAACUCAGAUGAAAACAGUUAAAAACAAAAAAAG
This is a messenger RNA of Xiphophorus couchianus (Monterrey platyfish), 4556 nucleotides long. Its product is annotated as synembryn-A-like. Gene Ontology annotation, molecular function: G-protein alpha-subunit binding; guanyl-nucleotide exchange factor activity. The transcript is spliced from 16 exons. The coding region runs from base 1595 to 3646 and encodes 683 amino acids. Gene Ontology annotation, biological process: G protein-coupled receptor signaling pathway. Gene Ontology annotation, cellular component: cytoplasm; plasma membrane. NCBI's taxonomy places the organism in Eukaryota, Metazoa, Chordata, Actinopteri, Cyprinodontiformes, Poeciliidae. The record is from RefSeq and is a predicted model, not a curated record.